Messenger RNA from Spinacia oleracea (spinach), 843 nucleotides. Its product is annotated as pentatricopeptide repeat-containing protein At5g48910-like. NCBI's taxonomy places the organism in Eukaryota, Viridiplantae, Streptophyta, Magnoliopsida, Caryophyllales, Amaranthaceae. Gene Ontology annotation, biological process: RNA modification. Bases 1 to 843 code for a protein of 280 amino acids. Gene Ontology annotation, molecular function: RNA binding; protein binding. The record is from RefSeq and is a predicted model, not a curated record. The transcript is spliced from 7 exons.
AUGAUCAGGGCAGUUUCUCGUAGUGAUUUUCCUGCUGAUGGGGUUGAAUUUUAUUGGAGGAUGAGAUGGGAGGGAGUGGUGUCAAAUUAUCUUACUCUGUCAUUUUGUCUUGAUUGUUUUACUGAGAAUUUUGGCUUGAUUGAGGGGAUGCAGAUUCAUGGGAGGGUUUUGGUUUAUGGAUAUGUGAGAGAUUGUGUUUUGAUGACUUUGAUGGACUUGUAUUCUCUUUGUGGGCUAUAUGAUGAUGCAUGUAAGGUGUUUGAGGAUAUGCCUCACAGAGAAAAUGCAAGGGCCAGAUGUGAUGGGUAUUCCCCUGAUGCUAAGGUUGCUGCUGAUGGUCGACCUCAUUGUUGUGCAAUUCCAGAUGAUGAAGUCAAUGAUUUCAAGGUUAAACAACGCAGCAUAUCUUGCAGUUGUAUUUACAAAGAUAUAAGCCAAGAGGGGAGGGGCAAUUUGAAUGAUUUAUCUGAACAAGCAUUCAAAGAAGCCGAUGUAGAUCUAGAUGAAAAGAUUUGUAGAUCUGAAUGCAUGGCAUCAAUUUGUAUCCAAAAAUCCCCAAUUGUUGAAAAUAAUGACUCUCCAAUAUCUCAGAAGCCUCAAAUUUGGGGGUUUUCUUUCAUCGGUGACAGGCUUUAUGCUCCCAAGAGGGGGCUCUCAAGAGGCGACGAGGAAUCAGUGGCGAAUUUAUUGCAUUCUAUUGUUGUCGAAGAUGAUGAUAAACAUCUAAAUCAGGCAACUGUUUUUAAGAAAGAUUCUAUUGUUGCUGCUGAAGAUAGGCUUCCUCCUGUUUCUACGGCUGUGUUUGCUGCUGCUGUUGUUGAAUGUGUACCUGCUGUUAAUUAG